GUUUCGGGAUGUCCACACCGGCAACGGUCGCUGGCAAAGCCUUCCUCAUCGUUUAUGGUCUCUUUGGGUGUGCCGCAACAAUCCUCUUCUUCAAUCUCUUCCUGGAGCGCAUCAUCUCCCUGCUCGCUUUGGUGAUGAAGGCUUGCCGCGAGAGGCAGCUGAGGAGGAGCGGCCUUCUACCUCCAACCUGCCGAAGGGGCUCAUCCAUGUCCGACGUCGACAGCCUGAUUGGGUGGAAGCCAUCAGUCUACCACGUGAUGCUGAUCCUGGGAAUCCUUGCCAUUACUAUCGCUUGCUGUGCCUCGGCCAUGUACACCGCCGUGGAAGGGUGGAAUUACAUCGACUCCUUGUACUACUGUUUCGUCACCUUCAGCACCAUUGGGUUUGGCGACCUGGUGAGCAGCCAAAACGCCGUGUACCGAAAUCAGGGAUUAUACAGAUUUGGGAACUUCAUGUUUAUAUUGAUGGGGGUCUGCUGCAUCUACUCCCUUUUUAACGUCAUCUCGAUUGUAAUCAAGCAGGUUUUAAAUUGGAUGCUCAGAAAGUUCCGGUGCCGGUGCUGUCCAGAUUGCCAUAAACCAUCCGCUCGCCUCGGGCGCCGCAAUGCCAUCACGCCGGGGUCCCGUUUCCGCCGGCACAACAUCUCUAUGGAGACGGACGGACAGUACGACAGCGACACAGAGGGGAGGCGGCUUUCGGGUGAGAUGAUCUCCAUGAGGGAUCUCACCGCCUCCAACAAAGUCUCCCUGGCCCUCCUGCAAAAGCAACUGUCUGAGACGGCCAAUGGCUACCCUCGGAACGUCUGCAUAAACACGAG
Molecule: messenger RNA, 817 nt
Organism: Podarcis lilfordi (Lilford's wall lizard)
Lineage: Eukaryota; Metazoa; Chordata; Lepidosauria; Squamata; Lacertidae
Source: the annotation of a GenBank genome assembly